This is a messenger RNA of Funneliformis geosporum, 3783 nucleotides long. The record is from the annotation of a GenBank genome assembly. NCBI's taxonomy places the organism in Eukaryota, Fungi, Glomeromycota, Glomeromycetes, Glomerales, Glomeraceae.
AUGGAACCCGAGGCUCCAAUUGAGAAGGAAGAGCUUUAUUCAAGUUGGGCCUUAUUAAUUCAAACGGUUUUAUUAAUUGGCGCAUUAUGGACAAGUUAUUACUUACAUUUAAAACAGAUCAAAGUUAUACAUGAAACUAUCGUAUCCAUAUUUGCAGGAAUGAUUGUAGGAUUAAUUAUCAGACUUUCACCAGCUUCAACGAUUCAAAAAAUGGUUACAUUUAACUAUACAUAUUUUUUCAAUAUUCUUUUACCACCAAUUAUUUUGAAUUCAGGGUAUGAAAUGCAAAGGGAAAUAUUUUUUAGAAAUUUUGGAACAAGCUUACUAUUCGCGUUUGUGGGAACUUUUAUAUCAGCAUUGGUUAUUGGAAUUCUCGUUGGAAUAUUGGCAUUUUUCAGAAUUGAUUCACUUUCAUUAUCUUUUCUUGAUUCGUUGAUCUUUGGUUCUAUUUUGUCAGCAACGGACGCGGUGACAGUGCUUGCAAUAUUUCAAUCAUUAAAAGUUGAUCCAAAAUUAUAUUCAAUCAUCUUUGGCGAAAGCCUGCUGAAUGAUGCUGUUUCAAUUGUGCUUUGCGAAACAUUAAAUCAAUAUCGUGAUCAAGAGUUUCAUGUUUCCAAUAUUUUUCACGGGAUUUUCUCUUUCAUGCUCAAAUUUGGAGUUUCAUUAUCAAUUGGAGUUUUCAUUGGAGUCCUUAAUUCAAAUUUAUACAUGUUAAAGCAUUCGCAAUUGCGCAAGUAUUCUUCGAUAGAAUCAUGUAUAAUUGCCUUGAUGGCGUAUUCUUCUUAUUUAUUAUCAAAUGGUCUUGAUUCUUCAGGGAUCGUAUCGUUAUUGUUUUGUGGCAUAAUUCUAAAGCAUUACGCUUAUGAUAACAUGUCAUUGAAAACUAAACGAACAACGAAAUAUUUAUUUCAUGUAUUAGCUCAACUUUCGGAAAAUUUCAUUUUUAUUUAUUUAGGAUUAACUUUGUUCACAAAAUCUGAUCUUGAAUAUAAGCCAUUAUUUAUAUUUUUUACAGCGAUAUUUAUAUGCCUAGGACGAUUUUUUGCAAUAUUUCCCUUAUCAUUUUUAGUGAAUACUUCAGCGCGAUAUCGAAAAGAAAUUGAUUCAAUUCCACAAGGACAUUCUAUCAUGCUUUUCUGGGCAGGGUUACGUGGAGCUGUUGCGUUUGCAUUAACGGCAGAACUUGAGGGCAGAAAUGCAAAUGCAAUGCUAACAACCAUUCUUGUUAUUGUUGUACUUAGUGUCAUAGUAUUUGGAGGUUCAACUGUGAGUGAUUCUAUAAAUUCCGCCCAAUUAAAUAAUAUUACAUCCAAUGAAUCUGAACAAAAGCACUGGUUUAUUUCAUUUGAUGAUCGAUUUUUAAAACCGUUGUUUACACGUCAAAAGAAUCAAAAAUAUGUUCCUCCACAUGAUCAAAAUAAUGUUGAAAGUUUUGGAGUUGUAUCAAUUAACAAAAAAGAUAACGAAAUCAUUGAAGACAAAAAUAAUCAUCACAUUAGACAUAGUAGUGAUACAUUUGCAAGUGUUACGAUUAAUAAUUUUUCAACUACAAAUAAUCAAAACGACGAAACUGAACUUGAAGAUGAAGAACUUCAAGUGAAGACAACAUUAGUUACUUUAUUAAGAAGGUUAAGUACAAGAUACUUAAUAGAAAUCAUGAAAGUGGUUGCUUUAAUCAGUGGAGGAAAAGAUAGCUGUUAUAAUAUGAUGCAUUGUGUUGCAAAUGGGCAUCAGAUUGUGGCAUUGGCAAAUUUAAAACCACAAUCAAAUUUCAUAAAAGAUGAACUUGACAGUUUUCUUUAUCAAACUGUUGGUCACGGCGCGAUUGAAUAUAUUGCUGAAUCCAUGGAUCUUCCUCUUUAUCGACGUGAGAUUAUGGGUAGCUCUUUAGUUCAAAGUGCAGAUUAUCAGCAAACUUUGGGUGAUGAGACUGAAGAUUUAUAUCAACUAUUAAAACAAGUGAAGAAAGAACAUUCUGAUAUUCAAGCAGUUUCUGUUGGCGCGAUUUUAUCAAAUUACCAACGUGUUCGUGUUGAAAACGUAUGUGAUCGUCUUGGAUUGACAUCACUUGCUUAUCUUUGGCGAAAGAAUCAGAAAGAAUUAUUGAAAGAAAUGAUUAAUGCUGGAAUAAAUGCAAUUUUAAUUAAAGUAGCUGCAAUAGGACUUAAACCUACUCAUCUUGGCAAGUCUAUCGCAGAAUUAUAUCCAUAUUUAUGCGUUUUGAAUGAAAAGUAUGAUGUACACAUAUGCGGUGAAGGUGGUGAAUAUGAAACAUUUACUUUGGAUUGUCCUUUAUUUGUUAAGCGACUUGCAGUUCAGGAAGUGGAGACAGUUAUACAUUCUGAUGAUGCAUUUGCUAUAGUUGCCUAUCUUCGUCUCAAAAGUUUAAUUGUUGAAGAAAAACAAGCUAGUGAGAUUAUAUCAAAUCCUGUUGUUGUGAUUCCAUCAUGGAAAACAGAUAUUGAAGGUUUUACGAUAUCAGACAAGCAAUUGAAAUUGGAUAAUAACAGAACAAAUUAUGCCAUGAUAUCGAUUAAAAUUGAUAGCCUUAGCGAAGAUUUUUUAUCGGAAGAAAAUCUCUAUUUAUUUUCUUCAUACUCAAAUCCACCUUACUACAUCGUAUCUGGUACAACUGCAUAUGAUAAUUUACAAGUACGGCAAUUCGAAUCAAUUGAGAAAGAAACUUAUGCGUGCAUGUUAAAUCUUCAAGAAAGAUUACAUGGAUUAGGUCUAUGUUGGUCUGAUGUAGUAAAUAUGAAUGUAUUUAUUAAAGAUAUGGAUGAAUUUGGAAAAAUGAAUGCGAUUUAUAAGAAAUUCUUCAAUAUUAAUCCACCUACAAGGGCUUGUGUAGGUAGCAAUUUGCCUUCACCUGCGAAAAUUCAAAUAGAUUUGAUGGCGAUAAAACCUAUAUCUAAUGACGAAUCUUUUAAUCCAAGAGAAACCAUGCAUGUUCAAAGUAUUUCUUAUUGGGCUCCAGCAAAUAUUGGACCAUAUUCUCAAGCCACGAUCAUAAAAAGUCAUGCAUUUAUUGCAGGACAAAUAGGACUUGUACCAUCAUCACUUGAAUUUCCUUUACCUCCAACACUCGAAACGCAAACCUUUUUAUCGUUAAGAAAUUUAGAAAAUGUUACUUCAGUUUUAAAAUUAAACGUGAAAAAAAGAACCGCUUUAUCGAUUUGUUUUGUUGAUGAUGAAAGUUCAUUUCCUUUUGUACAAAAUGCUUGGAAAGUUUUCUGCGGACAAAGUGACGAGAAUUCCAAAAAAUACACGGAACCUGUUCUUUAUCUUUCUGUUCCAUCACUUCCCCGUAGAGGUAAAGUUGAAUGGCAAGUGCUGAUACAUCGUGAUGAUGAUGGUAUUGAGAAUCCUUUAUUGGAACCAAAGAUUUGGCAAGAUACUUCGGAUACUUUUGAACCAAUAGUUACAAAGACAACUGCAUGGUUUAUGAAUCCAAUAUUAUGUAGUGUAAUUAUUAUUCAAGUCAAUAAUGAAAAUAUAACUUUAUUGAAAUUACUUGAUGGAAUGAUAUAUGGAUUUGAUAAGUUAUUUAAUCAAUUUUUUACAUUAUCACAAAUUAAAUGUUCAAAAUUUUGGAAUAAUAUUGGGUCUAUUAAAAUAUUUUAUUCUAAAAAGAUUAAUAUAGAUCUAAUUAAAUUUGAAAAAGCUUUUAAAUUAAAAAUAAAAAAUAAUUUUCCUAAAAUAAAAGCUGCUAUUACAUUUAUUCCCGUAUCUGCUAUAAUGGAUGAUUCAAUAUUGGGAAUUUGUAUUCAUGGAAUAUUUUAA